GCGCGUCCUUCCCGGUAGCUUGUCGCUAGUGUGUUCCGCUCCGGCCGCCGGUUUCGCCUGAAUCCACAUCCCCAAAGGUGCUAGGAGGGCAAAGAGUGGUAUUGGUUUUCAUGUUUGCAAACCUCGUGUCUGCCCUAGAAGAUGACAGUGUCCUUCUCCUACCUGCUUCUGCGCUCUGUGUCGCCACAGCGUGUGUCCCAGAGCCUCCGGAAAACUCCGCCGCACACUCAGAGAGAAUGAGAAAGGAACAGGCAGUUAUGGCGUAACAUUAUUAUGGAAACAAUUUAAACUAAAUGGACCCCCGGGCCGCACUUCGAGAACCGCUGAUUUAAACUAAUGUGUUUGUUAUCAUAAAAGAAAUUCUGUACGCAUUGUGGAGACACUUUAAGCAUUCAGAAAACUGGACGGAAGACCAUGAAAGCUGCCCAUCGUGUUAUAAGCCAGUGUUUGUGUUUAAUAGUAAAGUGUCCCCACCAACCAGUGGCUGGGAUUCGAGGCAGGUCGGGCUGUUGUACGCGGCCUUGGGUUUUGAAUGGGGACGAGAAAGGUCUGAUACUCCACAAAGCUGAUGCCGGUUCCUGGUUGCAGGCGGACCUGAGCCGGAACCUUCUCCUUGGCCACUGUCUUUUCCAAGGACCUCGCCUUCCAGAGCCCGCCGGCACAGACCUGCCAGGGGACCCUCAUAGGAGCAGAGAAAAUGGUGGUCUUCAGGCAGCUGUCCCUGGGUGUGAAGGCUGCCCUGGGCGGCACUGUCUUCGUGUCCAUGAUAAUCUCCCGCUCCUACCUGUCCGAGAGCUUGCGGCUGGGAGCCUGGCGCUGGCUGUUCCGCCUGCAGCUUGCCCUGUUUGUCAACUCGCUCAUGCUGAUCGGCUCCCUCUACAUCUGGCGGAGCGCAGUCAGCAACCUUAGCCAUUCCCCAGCCUCGGAGUCAGCCUGCUUCCAGCUUUGGAAGGCGGCCGUUGUGACGUUCCUGGCCUUGGCCCAUUCCAGUUUCUUCACCAUGCUCUUUCUGGUGGCCGAGGAGCCCUAUCUGUUUUCCUUGGCCGCCUACUCCUGCCUCGGGGCGUACAUCAUCAUGCUGUUCUUCCUCUGUACCCUGAGCGGCAUGGAGCAGGCCUACCAGCUCUUGGCCUGGCGCAGUGGCAGGGUCGUGGGCAGCCUUGACAAGACAAGGAAGCUGACCCUCAGGCCGGCCCUGGCGGUGGCGGUGACCGCCGUGCUCAGCAUAGCCGGGCUUCUGAACGCUGCCCAGCCCCCGCUGGUAAAAACCGUGGCGGUGCCCAUCCAUCAGCUGCCCCCCUCGAUGGACAACCUCAAGGUUGUGCUCCUCUCAGACAUUCACUUGGGCCCCACCGUGGGCAGGACCAAAAUGGAGAUGUUCGUGAGGAUGGUGAACCAGCUGGAACCGGACGUCACGGUGAUCGUGGGCGACCUCUGCGAUUCAGAAGCCUCCGUCCUCCGGACAGCCGUGGCUCCUUUGGGCCAGCUUCAUUCACGCCUGGGCACCUACUUUGUCACCGGGAAUCACGAGUACUACACGUCCGACGUCAGCAACUGGUUCGCACUGCUGGAGUCCCUGAACGUCAGGCCCCUUCACAAUGAGAACGUGAAGAUUUCCGCCACAGGGGCCCAGCAGGCUGGUGCUGGGGAUGACGACUGGAUCUGCUUGGCCGGGGUGGAUGACAUCGAAGCAGACAUCCUGCACUACUCCGGCCACGGCAUGGACCUCGAGAAGGCCCUAGGGGGCUGCAGCCCGGACCACGCCACCGUCUUGCUUGCUCACCAGCCCCUGGCUGCCAAGAGAGCCCUUCAGACUCGGCCAGAUAUUAAUCUGAUCCUUUCUGGGCACACACACGCUGGGCAAAUCUUCCCCUUGAAUGUGGCGGCCUAUCUCCUGAACCCCUUCUUUGCCGGUCUCUACCAAGUGGCCCAGACCACAUUUGUGUACGUCAGCCCAGGCACGGCCUACUAUGGGAUCCCCAUGAGACUGGGUAGCAGGGCAGAGAUCACAGAGCUCAUCCUGCAGCGGGCUGUCUGAACCUGGCCCUGCCCCAUCUGCCUCUUAAUUACCCCUGCCCUCUGUUCUCUGUUCCUCUUCAGAGCAGGUCGCCUGCUUUAUGUCCUCCUGCCUUUCCUGCCCAGCCCUGCCCACACACGCUUGUCACGAGGCUGGCCUAAACAGUGAUUUCUGGUAGAGCUGCCUGGCAGGUUAACUCUGUAGAUGGCCAGUUGCUUUUUACUAUGCACUUGUGAGGCCACUAAAGUCACAUGCAUGAGGACAGGCACCUGUUUUCCAGAUGACAUGGAGUAAACCUUCUUUUCUACAGAGCUCGUAGGCAUAAACGAAACAUGGGGUUGCUUGAAAUGUGCACCUCUAGGAAGCAGAGUAGGGAAGGUUCUCUGAGUGCUUUUUAAACCCUCUCUAGGACUUAGGCCGUUUCCAGGACCACUGAUGCAGAGCUUUCUGGGCAAGGGGCCACAUUGCUAGGUAACCUGGGUGAGCAGGUGAGACAGAGGCCCUUCUGGCUGCUGAAGAAGAAUUUCUUGUCCCCCUUGGUUCUUGCCGAGUCAUCUUUAUCGAGGGCAUCAGCAAAACCUGCUGGAAUACAGAGUUCAUCCUGUUCCAGACCUUGAGCGAUGCUAUUUUACUGCCAGCGCUCCUGGGCCUGUGGGGUUGGGGGUGGGGAUGCAAACAAACAGCUUCGUGGUCAGUGAUGGUAAUAGUGCUGCGCAGCAAUUCAGAGGGUGUUUGCCUCCUUUUAUACAAUAAUUGGGUGAGGUAAUUAAGGGCAGGCUCCUUCCCCCUGUCUAGAGAUGAGAAACGGAGGCAACGAGCUGUAGGCACUAGCAACAGGACAAGGUGUGUAGGAGAUUCUGGGCUAGAAGUCAAGUCUGUUUCCCAGUGAAAGUGUUCUUUCCACUGUCGGUGGUCCAGGAGCUGUGUCUGAUUCAAAGAGUUACCAGGAUGAAGAGAACAAAAAGGGGCUAGAAUCUGAUGUUCUUUCAAAGUGGUUGUUUGCUUGAGGCUGAUUUCAGUUCACCCCUAACUGCCUGGGCCAGGGCCUGGAGGGGAGUCGGCUGGUUUCAGUGUGGGACGUCUGUUAACACUGGAGGGAGAGUUAGAAAACUGGACGCUCCCAACCCCUCACUCUCUACCAGCAGGGGCAGGGGGAGUUGCAUUGCAGAGCCCCUCGGCCCUGCCUCCCAUUGGGCUAUGGAGUGCAGGGACCAUCCUUCCUACUGGCCGGCUCCCUGCCCCCUGGCCUGACCUCAUCAGACCUGUCCUAGGACUCUGGCCACAGAUCAGAGGGCCAUCUGUGCUGCCACUGGACCCAUGGCAAAACAGGCAGAGGUUACUAUGUCUGGAGUGACUUUACCUCUGUUGGUCCGGCCCUUAUGAGACCCUUUAGCCCUGGGGUAGCAAUAAGCAGGCGUGCAAGGAAAGGCCUGUCUGAGAAGAUGGAGGACCUGGGCUCAGUGUUGACAUUUUUGUGACCGACAGUCACUCUGAUGCGAGGUCACCCUGCUGCUCACAGGUCAGGCAGUGAGGUCAGACGUGACCUCACUGAGCCUCGGUUUCCCUCACCCUAAAUGGAGAUAUUAUUAUAGCUACCUCAACACUGUGUCGUGGGGAGGGCACUGGGACGUGGCGCAGGAGUUGCAUGUGGCACAGUCACCGUGGAAGCACGCGGUGUGGCUGCUUUGUAAACAUCAUGUGGGGGCUUGCUAAGGAACUGCGUUGGGUACAGGUGCCAGGGAAUUUAUGGAGCAGACAGCCCUGGGGAUGUGAGUGGGUUGCGAACCUCCUGCUGCCAGGCCCCAGUGAUUUGCUGGGGGGUCGCUUUCCUCUGCCUGUGUUAAGUCUCCUGUGAACUCUGCCUGGUGGGUAAUGGAAUCCCGGGGGAUCCUGAAGCCCACCUUGUUACAUCCAAAGUAUUGACAGCGGGCCUUCCAGUCCGGUGUGGCUGAUUCCACCCUAUGAGACACAAGACAGGGCCAUCUUAGGUGUCCAAGGAAUAGUCAGCAGCACCUCCCACUUGGCUUGUAUUCCGUGAUGCGGUGGGAGUUUCCCAGCAGAAACGACUCCUUUACUGUCCAGAUGCGGCCCGGAAGGGCCGCUCUCUCCCGGGCACCCUCUGCACUUCUCUUCCUCACACACGGACCUUCUUUGUUUGUGGCUGGAGGAAGUGGUGAGAAAUAGUUACUUGGAGCUUGAAAAUUCAGCUUCCAUUCUGGAUUUUUUUUUUAAUCUGUAAAUUCAAGUGAAAUUGAAAUGCUUUUAAAAAACAACGAUGUCAUGUAUAGUAUGAUCCUAUUAUUGGGAGAUGUCACUGCAUUCACCCCACUGUCAUCCAUUCCAAACAUCCGUCUGUCUUUUUUCCCCUUUUUUUGUUUGUUUCGUUGUAGUUUUUUAUUGAGGAAAUGUAAGACAUAUUCACGAUGCAGAGAGGACGGCACUGCUCUCUCAGCACCCAGCGUCAAUGAUCGUGGAUAUUCUGCUGUUCUCUGUCACUCAUCCACACCCCACGCUCUUGCUCUUUUGGCUGGACUUUAAUAUUAAGGCAAAUCUUAGAAAACACAGUGUUACCCCAAAAUACUUCAGGAUGAAUCUCUUCUAGAAAAGCGUACACUAAUGCCGUUAUACCCAAUGAAAUUAAUAGUAAUUCUUUAACAUCACCUAAUACCUAGUUAGGAGGUGUCGGGGCUGGAAGCCAGGUCUUCUACCUCUCAGUAAAAGUGGUUUUUCCACUGCCUGAGGUUUAAGCCACUGUAUUGGUUACAGGUGACUAUCAGGAUUCAAAUGCAGUCUACUGUCGAAAGAGUUAGUAUGCAGUUUUUCCUGAGUAACUCAGUAGUUUUUUUUUUUUUUGUACUGUGGUAAAAAGCACAUAGCAUAAAAUGUACCACCUCAAUGAUUUCUAAGUGUACCGUUCAGUAGUGUUCAGCGUAUUCACACUGUUGUGGAACACGAUCUCCAGAGCUUUUUCAUCUUGCAGAUCGGAAACUCUGUACCCAUUAAACAGUAACAAACAGUAACUCCUCUUUUUCCCCUCCUCUCAGCCCCCAGUAACCACCAUUUUACAGUCUGUUUCUAUGAAUUGGACUACUCUGGGUUCCUUAUGUAAGUGGGAUCACACAUUGUUAUUUUUGUGAUGGCUUCUUUCCCUCAGCAGAAUGUGCUCAGUGUUCAUCCAUGCUGUAGCGUGGGACAAGACCUCCUUUCUAAGGCUGAGUAAUAGUUCAUUGCAUGUAUGUAUCACAUUUGGUUUAUUAUUUGUCCAUCAGUGGACAUUUGGGUUGCUUCCACAUUGUUUGUUUGUUUGUUGUUUCUUGUGACUAGUGCUGCUAUGAACAUGGGAAUGUAAAUAGCUCUUCAGGACCCUACUUUCUAUCCUUUUGGAUUCAUACCCAGCAGUGAGAUUUUUGAGGAACUUCCAUACUGUUCUCCAUAGCAGUUGGACCGUUUGACAUCCCACCGACAGUGCACAAGGUCCUCAUUUCUCUGUGUUUUCACCAGAACUUGUUACCGUUUGUUUUUUUGUUAGUAGUGUGAAAUGAUAACUUAUUGUGGUUUUGAUCGGCAUUCCUCUGAUGGUUAGUGACAUUGAGCAUCUUGUCAUGUGCUUGUUCAUCAUUUGUAUAUCGUCUUUGGAGAAGUGUCUAUUCAAAUAUUUCCCCCAUUUCUAAAUCAGGUUAUUUAACUCUUUGUUGUGUUGAGUUAUAAGAGUUCUCUUUAUAUUCUGUAUGAUUAACCCCUUAUGAGAUAUAUGAUUUGCAAAUAUUAUUCUAUUGCCCUUAAUGAGCAAAAGUUUUUAAGGAUGUCCCACUUGGUUAUUUUUUGCUUUUGGUGCCUGUACUUUUGGUAUCAUUCAAAAAAUCAUUGCCAAGUUCAGUAUCAUGAAACUUACAAUCCAUUUCAAGUUAAUUUUUAUAUAUAAUGUAAGGUAAGGGUCCAACUUCAUUCUUCUCAUGAGAAUAUCUAGUUUUCCCAACAUCAUUUGUUGACAAGACUAUUUUUGCCAUUGAAUAGUCUUGGCACCCUUGUCAAAGACCAUUUGAGCAUAUAUGUGAAGGUUUAUUUAUGACCUUUAAAAAAAAGAUUUUAUUUAUUUUAUAGGCAUGUGCCCUGACUGGGAAUUGAACUUGCCACCCUUUGGUUGGCAGGCUGGUAUUCAGUCCACUGAGCCACACAAGUGAGGACAAUUUAUGGCCUUUUUAUUCUAUUCCAUUGGUCUAUUUGUCUAUCUUUAUGCCAGUACCACAGUGUCAGUUUUGUAAUAUAUUUUGAAAUCAGGAAGUAUGAAUUUUCCAACUUUUUUUUAAUUGUUUUAGCUAUUUGAGGUUCCUUGAAAUUCCAUAUGAAUUUUAGGAUGAAUUUUUUUAUUUGUGAAAAAAAUGACAUUGGGGUUUUGAAAGAGGUUGCACUGAAUCUGUAAAUCAAAUUGGGUAGAAUGGACAUCUUAACAAAACUGAGUCUUCCAAUUUGUGAACAUUGAAUGUCUUUCCAUUUGUCUGUGUCUUCUUUAAUUUCAUUCAACAAUGUCUUGUAUGAGUCUUCACCUCCUUGUGUAGGUUUAUCCCUAAGUAUUUUAUUCUUUUUGAUGCCAUUAUAAAUGGAAUUGCCUUAAUUUCCUUUCUAGAUUGUUUAUUGUUAGUGUAUAGAAACACAGCUGACUUUUGUAUGUUGAUUUUUUGUCCUCCAACUUUGCUUAAUUCAUUUAUUAUUCUAGUGCAUAGAAUCUUUAAGACCUUCUACAUAUAAUAUCAUGUCAUCUGUGAACAGAGAUAAUGUUACUUCUUCCUUUCUAGUUGAUUGCCUCUUAUUUUCUUUUCUUGCCUAAUUGCUCUGGCUUAGAUUUCUAAUACUGUGCUGAAUAGAAGCAGUGUUGGCAAACAUCCUUGCCUUGUUCUUGAUCGUAGAAGAAGAGCUUCAGACUUUCACCAUUGAGUAUGUUAGCUGUGGGCUUUCAUACAUGGCCUUUAUUAUGUUGAUGUACUUUCCUUCUAUUCCUAGUUUGCUAUUCUAUUAUGAAAGGUGUUGGAUCUUGGCAAAUCUCUUUCGGCCUCAGUUGAGAUGAUCAUGUGGAUUUUGUUCUUCAUUGUGUUAAUACGGUAUAUUACUCUAAUCGAGUUUCUUAUGUUGAACCAUUCUUGCUUCCCAGGAAUAAAUCGUACUUGGUCAUAGUGUAUAAUCCUUUUAAUGUGUUGCUGAGUUCAUUUUGCUGGUAUUUUGUUGUGGAUUUUUGCAUCAAUAUUUAUCAGAGUAUUGGUUUAGAAAGUAUAACUUUUUGUUAUGUCUUGUCUGGCUUUAGUAUUAGGGUAAUGUUGACCUCAUAGAAUGAAUUGAGAAAUGUUCCUUCCUCUUCAGUUUUAUGGGAGAGUCUCAGGAGGAUUGGUGUACAUUCUCCAUUAAAUAUUGGAUACAAUUCUCUAACAAAGCUAUAUGGACCUGGGUUUUCCUUUGAGGAUUUGCAACUACUGAUUCAGUCUUCUUACUAGUUAUUGGUUUGUUCAGAUUUUUUCUUUCUUCAUGAUUCAGUCUUGGUAGGUUAUGUGUUCCUAGGAAUUUAUCUAUUUCUUCUAGGUUCCCCAAUUUGUUGGCACGCAGUUCACAGUAGUCUCUCCUAAUCCUUUUCAUUUCUGUGAUAUCAGUUGUAAUGUUUCCUCUUUCAUUCUAAUUUUAAUUAUUUGAGUCUUCUUUUUUCCUUAAUUAAUCUAGCUAAAGAUUUGUCAAUUUUAUUCUCUUUAAGAAAAAAAACGCUUAGUUUUAUUGAUUUUUUUUCCUAUGGUUUUUCUAUUCUCUAUUUUCACUUAUCUCUGCUCUAAUCUUUAUUAUUGCCUUCUGCUAUUCUUGGGUAUAGUUUCUGCUUGGUUUCUUGAGGAAUUAUGUCUCUGCAGUUCUUCUGUUUGAAUCAGGAUUCAAGAACAAGGUCCAUAUAUUGUAUGUGAUAUAUUUCUUAAGUCUCUCUAAGUCUGUUAAACACCCUCCCUCUUUUAUUUUGUGUCAUUUGUUAUUCAACUUACCAAGAUAUCAUAUCUUAGAAUUUCAUACAUUUUGGACUUGUGCUUCUGUUUAGUGUGUUGUCUAUUCCUCAUAUUUUUUAAACUGGUAGAGCUAGAGAUCUAUAAAAGUUAGAGCUAGAGGCUGGAUAGAAUCAAGUUCAACUUUUUCCCUUUUUUGAUACAAAGACUUCAUUGCUUCAGUGAUACUAAGAUUGACCCGUGGGUCCAGGUGUUAGCUUGAUCCCUCCACUAGAAUGUUUCUCAUCAACAUUUUAGUUAAUGUUUCAGCAGUCACUGAUGAGUGUUGCUUAAAUUCAUUAUUCCACUUCCAACUGCAAAUGGCGAUUUUUAAAAAAAUAGUGUGAUGCAUUAAAUUCAGGCUUGAGUAGGCCAGUGUACUCAAUAGGCUUUCUAGGAGUAGUUAGUUGGCUUUUAUAUAUUCAAGAGACAAUGGGAACUUCUCAAUUUUGCAUUCUGAAGGAGUUUCGGGGCACUCAGAAAUACAGCCCUUCCCUUGGCCCCCAAAAUAGUGAUUUUCAAUUUCAUCAUGUCUUCUGUGUUUAUUAGCUGUCAUUCUUCUGCAAAGAACUCUCCUCAUCAGUUGUUUAAUUACUCUGAAAAGUCUGUAGCAAAGGCAAAACAGACACCAGAUCCUUCUCCUUUGUUCAUUGAUUCUCAGAUUAAUGAAUUGCUGCCCCAGCAAUCUCCAGGAUAGCCAAUAAGCUUUCUUUGGGAUGGGAGAGAGUAUUAUGAAUUUGGUUAUUUUUAUACAUUUGAUGUGUUUCCAUCCAUUGAAGUGAUACAUCUUUUGAUGCUUCCGAUACCUCAUUUUUGGCCAAUUAUGCCAUUUUGUUGUGACCCUAAUAGUUUUUUGAUAGUUUUAGGCUUAUUUUGGACAUAUUCUGCCCCAAACUUAGGUUAAGUAAUUUUUUGAAGGCUCCUGGUUCUUUUAGUAAAUAAUAUUUACAGACCAUAAUUUAAGUGUUAGGGGAUCUCAUUGCUACGGGCUACUGGUCAGUUCUAGGCAGUUUCCCGUGGAUAUUGCUAAGAAAUACACACGUUUUUUUAGAGAAAGAAAAGAACUUAAUUUUAUAGUAAUAUUUCCAAGUCAGGUGGAAGAUUAUGGGCUUUUCAAAAAAUAGACUUUAUUUUUUUAGAAGGCAGUUUUACAUUCAUAGCAAAAUUCAGCGGAAGUCACAAAAUUUCCCCCUUAUCUCUGAUGACAGGGUUUUUACUUAACUUCUUUGACUUUGUUUGUUCUUUUUUUACUCGGAAAAUUUUGGUUCCUAACAACCCAUUGCAAUUACUUAAUUACUUUAUUCUACUAUAUACAUUAUAGAUUCAAAAUGGUAUACGAUAUUAGUACUAAGGUGAAAUCUACUGAACGCAGGUUGGUUGGUUUGUGUGUUUACCUAAAUGCAGUUUAAGGUGUAUUUUUAUCCCUAGGCAAGACAGUCAUUUCAGAUUCACUGGAAAUGAUUCUUUCCUGAUGUAUUUUUCUCCUUAGGCAAAAUAUAGUCAAACUACUACUUCAGAUUCACUGGAAAUGAUUCUUUCCUGUGUGUGAAGUUAGGUCUGUUUUUAACUUUUAAGAACUAGUUUAUAUUUUUAAAAUUUAUUUAAAAAGAAAAGCUAUGCACUUUUCUCUGAGAUGAAGGCGGAAAAUGAAAAAUCUGCCGAUGUGUGUGAGUCCUGGAGGAUUGGGAACUGGUCCCAACUGGGCUCCUUUUCCCUCCUCUUUCAUUGUAAUUUGUGCUCUUGAUCCACAGUCUUUUUGGAUGCUGAAUGAAAAUCUUUGCAAAACAAGACAGGCAUAAGUACCCUAUUUUGCCUUGUAUAAUGCUCACUUUUUGCCCAAAUUUUGGAGGGAAAAAUAAGGAUGUGAAUUACAUAUGGGUAGUACUAAUUCCAUAUUUAUAUAAAUUUUUUAAUUCUUUUAUUUAUGCUUAUGCAUUAAAAGUAUAACUGUAGAAAGCAAUAACGCUCUCCAUAUGCAAAAUAAUGUCCUGGAAUACAAUAAUUGGUUUGUUUCUAAAUACAAAUAAAUAAUUUAGAUUAAAAAUUAAAAUGAAAGAUUUUUUUUUUCCUGAAAGCUUGGGCCAAAAACGUGGGUGCGUAUUAUACCUGGCAAAAUAUGGCACGUAAACAGAAAUAUGCAUAAGCUCUAGCAGCUCGUACACAAAUUUCUCCAGGUCCAUAUUCAUUCUCACCAUUCCGUGUGUGGUGGUUUUGCUUCUCCAGCCUGUCUGAUGUAAUGGUGUUUCCAUGACAUUUCAUACUGGAAAGAUUGAUAGGCCUGGCAUAAUUCAAUUUGGUUCUCUAGUCAUCUGAAAUAGUCCUCCUCUUUCUCUGUGUUCUGUGGACUGUAGGGAAGCCGAUGAUGUGUAAAGACUCGUCCACCCCUAUGUUCUCCCCUUCCCAGAAUCCCUCUCCCCCUCAACCCCAGGGUACUAGCAACCUAGGAGGCUUGGGUCUCUGCCACCUUGGCCCUGAACAGCUCGUGUCAGGAAUCCCCCGGUCUCUUGGGUCUCUGGGGUGAAAUUGAAUGGGUAUGUAGAGUGUGGGGGAUGGAGAUCCACUGAGGAAGAACUUACCAGAGUUAACGGGGAGGGACCUGAAAACAACAUCCUCACACGAUCGGCGCAGCCCAGGUACAGGCUGUGAGGUCACUGAGCUCCUUCUGUUUCUUUAAUCGAACUGAGAAAUGUGCACAAGUAAUGGAAAUAUAAUUACCGUCUUUCCUGAGGACUAGAAACCUGGGGAAUGGUCACAUUACUUGGUGUUAUAAAUACCAGUGUUAUGUUUAAUGGGGUUUUUUAGAUGCUUAUUUACCACUGAAAGGACCUACACUGAACAAGUAACUUUAAAAAUGUUCCAUUGGACAGUAUUAAGUCCCUGAUGUCAACUGAAUAAAUAACUUAAAAAAUGUUACAUUGGAUAGUAUUAAGUCCUGAUGUAUACUUGGUUUGGGGGUAAACAAGUGAUAUUGUUUAUAUUUCGUGGUUGUUUUCCUCCAGUAAUAUAUAUAUAUUAUGUACAACGGGGAACCUUGGGAAGAUGUGGUCCUGGCGUUGCUUGGAUCGAUUUAUUGAUGUGUGGUUGCUGUGACUUUAUGCAUUGUAAGUACGUAUGCUACCACCCCCCUGUACGUGUGAAAUAAAACUGCCUCUUCAGCA
Messenger RNA from Phyllostomus discolor (pale spear-nosed bat), 11180 nucleotides. It is a transcript of the gene TMPPE, whose product is annotated as transmembrane protein with metallophosphoesterase domain. Gene Ontology annotation, molecular function: hydrolase activity. NCBI's taxonomy places the organism in Eukaryota, Metazoa, Chordata, Mammalia, Chiroptera, Phyllostomidae. The record is from RefSeq and is a predicted model, not a curated record.